CUCGUUGCCGCGCGUGCGCACUACGAUCCGGCUGCUUGCGCCUUGUCAGUCGGCGCCUGUCCGUUGAGAGGGGCAGUCGCUUGAGGGAGUGGGUCGCUGCUGCUGCUGUUUUCGCCCUUCACCGCCAUCGACGCAAUGGCUGAGCCCGCUACCCAGUUCCCGUAUGUUUCUUCCUCCGCUGGAGGUGGCUCCUCGGAGCCGGGAGGACGAGACGCCAAGGGGGCAGGUUCCCCCCAGUCUUGCGCUGAUUCCUUUGUUUCUUCCUCUCAGCCUGUCUCUCUCUUUUCGACCUCACAAGAAGGGAUCACAUCUCAUCCUUUGGCCGCAAAAUCACCUUCCAAAGCCACGACUCCCCAUGCCCCUGGAUACUUUUCAUCAGCUGACACCCAAGUGUUCCAUUCGAUCCAUUCAGAAAACCAGAGGGAAAUGAAUGGGAAACCAACGCCCCUGAAUGCAGAAGAAUUCAAUGACGGCAAGAGAUGGAGCCGUUUUAGUGGGACCAGCGAAGAUUCAGGAAUAGAGGCGGCUUCUGUCGGAUCCCCUGGCCCAGAGGAACCCUUAUGCUCAGUUGGAUCCAAAGCUCAUAAUUAUGAGCCCAUGAAUCAGGCUGGUUCCCUUGAACAUGAUAGCUCUAUGGGAGAAGGCAGCCUGUGCCAAUCCAAGCAGCAAGCUUUGGGUGGAGAGUCCAAAUUUCCUGUAUCGACCAGCCCACAAGAAGGACCUGAACAAUUGCCGACAAGAGUUGCCUCUUCCUCCUCCUGCCCUGCAGCCCCCGGGGAUGCUGUUGUGGACAAAGAUUCCCCUGAAUCUCCUUUCGAAGUCAUUGCUGACAAACUGGAGUUUGACAAAGAAUUCAAAGAUGCCCUGGCAAGCAAUUCCAGUGACAUCAGUAGCAACUGGGUCAUGCACAGUGAACGGGAGCUGCUUACGGACAUCCCAGAAGACAGUGUCUGUGAGUUUCGGGCCAAGCCUCGUGGUGGGAGCAGACUUCCGUCAGGACUUGGGCUUUCGCGCCAGUCUUCAGGCACAAACGCCGCCCUGGAGGAAGUGUCCAAAUGUGUCCGCGAGCUGCACAACUUCACGAGUGAGAUGAUGAACUGGGACUUGAUUCCCAAAGAUCUUGGGGAGAAGACUGCCGAUCCGGCGAGUUCAGGCCACCCCACGUCACCUACUGGAGAGGCAGGCGGCGUCCUCGCGGGCUCGGUGGGCAGCAAGGCAGAAGUGGGUAGAACAUCUGCCCCUUUCCAGCCCGUCAAGAUCAAAGUCCACCAAAACGAAAGGAUAUCUUCAGAAGGGGCAAAGCCGCCGUCUCAGAAACGAGUGAACGGAGAGGCAGCUGCUGUGAAAACUGCAGUCGUACUGAACGCUGAUGUCUGUUGGCCAAAUCCUGGCUCGCCUGAACCUAUUGACGGUGACAGCUCCGGUGAGUCGGACGACACCGUCAUCGAAGAUACAGUGGCAGAUCCAACCGUCCGAGGCGAGGAAGGUGCGCAGAACAGCGUGCAACCUCAGAAGCCGACCUCGGCACCGACGACCUCGGUCAAAAAGGAGAAUGUGACUAUAGAUAGCAAAGACAGAUCAGGUGAGCCGCUCAAGUCUGCCCAAGAAGCCAGAAUUCCUCGUAAGACUCCAGAGGGCAGUUGGGGAUUUAUUGAUGACUUUGAGACCGUACAAACUAAGGCCGACGUUCUUGGAGGAAGUCCCGUUGGUGCACCGCAGUUCCCUAAACAGUUCAAUACAAGCUUACCGGUCAAAGAGCGACAGGACACGGGUGGUUGCGAGCAGGGCUUUUUUGGGGACCAGCCCGGAAUGGAAAACAUUUCCCCCAGGGGACCCCCUGCUUCGAAAAGAGUCAAAGAUGCUGCACGUUCGGAUGAUCCGAAUGGCGAGAGUUUUAUGGACUUCAUGAAGGAAUGCUUGAAAUCCAAGGGGAACGAGUCCCCCGAAGACCCCGUAGAAACGUUCUCCGAAGCGGAGCUCAAAGCAGCGAGGUCCGAAGUGUUGGCUCCGCCCUUCCAGCAACCGCUCAAGGCGGCUCAAGAUUUUGAGCAGGAAGACCUCACUAUUAAGGCCCUCAAAGAAGCGGGGAGAAAGGUAGAGGCAGAAAAGCCAAGCAAGUUCCCCCCGCCAGGGGGAAGGCAGCCAGGGCGCUACGGGGAAAGGUCGCCAGAGCCCCUUGUGCCUGCUCAGAAGUCCGCCUUGGAGAAGCGACCCCUCUGCCUCACGCAGGCCACGGAUGUGAAAUUGUCUUCUGCCUCUGCUAGCUUUGGCAUGCAUGAUGUUCCCCGGGCGUCAUCUCGGGCCCCUCCUCUUGAUCUCCCCAUACCUCAUGCUAUAAUGAAAUUGCUGGCUGAAGUUUCAGUGCGCGACCUGGUCUUUUGGCGGGAUGUGAAGAAGACGGGCCUUGUCUUCAGCACAACGUUGAUCUUGCUGCUCUCCUUGGCCGCUUUCAGCGUCAUCAGCGUCGUAUCCUACCUUAUCCUGGCACUCCUCUCGGUCACCAUCAGCUUCCGGGUCUACAAGUCCGUCAUCCAGGCCGUACAGAAAUCCGAAGAGGGACAUCCAUUCAAAGCCUACCUAGACCGGGACAUCACUCUCUCCUCAGAGACUUUCCACAACUACAUGAGCGCCGCCAUGGUGCACAUCAACCACGGCCUGAAACUCGUCACACGCCUCUUCCUGGUGGAAGACUUGGUGGAUUCGCUGAAGCUGGCAGUCGUCAUGUGGCUGAUGACGUACGUCGGGGCUAUCUUUAACGGGAUCACCCUCCUCAUCCUGGCGGAGUUGCUGGGUUUCAGCAUGCCGGUUGUUUACGAGAAAUACAAGACCCAGAUCGACCACUACGUCGGAAUCGGCCGGGACCAAAUCAAGACGGUGGUCACCAAGAUCCAAGCGAAGGUUCCCGGCGUUGUGAAGAAAAAACCCGAGUAAUCUUGCCGAGAGUCAAGGGUCAGCUGUUCACCGAAACGAAAUGAGAAAAAACACCCCCAAACCCCCUUGUGUCAUAGCUAUAACCAUUGUUACUUGUACCUAUGAAGGAACAUGCCGAGUCAGCUUGAUGUCUGCAUUCCAAGCUUACUGAUUUUAUUUUUUAUUGUCCCCCCCCCCUCACACACCCCUUUUAAAGCCUAAACACUGGGCUCAGAAUACACUGGACUACACACAAACUGGUGUCAGGCGUUGGAAGUCGGGCAGGGGGGAUUUGGCACUCCGGGUGAUCGUGUCUUGGAGGGAACAGCGUGUGUAAAAUAAGCCACCGGAAGUGGCCGCUGUUACUUGGCUAACAGUGCGCAGCUCUGCACCCCAGGAACGGCUGUGGAUUGUUGUUAUUUUUCAACAACGGCCUGUCUGGCAGAAAUCGCUGUACAGUAAUGGUAGCUCCCUUGUUUCCCUCUUCCUUCUCCCACCCCGACGCCCUCCCUCCCAACCUGCGAGUGAAAUUCCAGGAUUAGCAUUGGAGCGGCAUUUCGCCGAAGCGGGAGGUGUCUCUGCUUGCGCCUGACCGUCUGUCUCUCAGAGCUCUUGUCUUUUCUGGCACGGAUUAAUCUGUAGCGCAAAGCCAAGCUUAAGGGGGCUUUUCUUCCAAGCCACGGUCUGAAUCCCCCCGUCCACCCCACUGAAGAAAGGGAGAUUCUCCACCCAGUCUCCCCUCAAUGACAUCAGUUCUGCUCUUUAGUCUGAUUCACCUUCUGCUGUCUUCACUCCCCCCCCCCCUCCCCCAGCCUUCUAUCGCAAUCCAGACAAACCAGUCCUUUGGUCUCUUUCUCCCCCUGAGGUUAUAGUUUCCCAAUUUUGAAAUGAAAAUGUCUGUAACUGCUGUACACAUUUUUUUUUAGAAAAUAAGCUAUUGAAAGAAUCUGCAUGUGAUUCCUCAGCUACCAUAAUCUCGAUGCAGCCCUUAAGAGAAGUGGGGGAAAGAUGCAGAGUCACAGGGCCACAGGGAAGGAGUUGCUGGUAGAGCAUUGAGAACUUUGCCUGCACCCGGUUAAAAUCUUAACUGCAGCUUCCCUUGCUAACUUCCAGCCAAGACAAGGAGCCACAGGUAACCCGAGUGAACAUAGAAGGGUGCAGGUUUAAUUUGGCAUUCAGGCUGACCAAGGGAACUCAUCCUGUGCUGGGAGCUGGGCAAAGGGGACCAGAGAGAAGCGAAAUCGGCAGCUAAAACCGACAAGGACCAGCUCAGCUCUUGCUACUGUGAUGUCUCCCAGACUAGAAAGGGGAGGAGGGAGGAAGCGGCCGGUGUUUCGCACAGACUUCGCAGCACCUGCCAUUCCCUGCGGGCAGUCGGCUCCCCGCGCUUCGCACAGUGACGCUUCCUUCGCCUUGUACUCAAGUUGCCACUUGCAGGUCGGGGAAGUGCCAAACAGGCAUGAGCAGAGUGUCGGAGGCGGGCCUCACGUGCGCAAACAUGGCCGCUACCGUCGUCUUGACUACCACGCAGACGCAUGUCGCCUCUUCGCACGCUUGCUUCGCAGCAAGUCGCUUGGCGGGAGCAUCCUGUUGGAACAGCCGAUGCCCGCAGUUGCAUGCCCACGGUCUGCAGCUCUGCAAGCCGGCAAAGGCUGUGUCGUUCCAACAGUUUGCACUGGUGUCGAGGCACUUGAUUCGAGUGCCUCUGGGUGAGAAGCGCACCGGUGUCUGAAUUAUGUGCUUCCGCUCACAAACUCACAACCCACCUCCCUCCUCUGGCAGCCCAAGGCGGAAAUUUACACUGUCUUGUUCCAAAUUUCCUCCCAGCCUUCCCAUGGAGCUCUUUUCACUGCACUGGAAGCCCGUCGGCUCACCUAUUUCCAUCUCUUCUGUUACUGCUGUGUUUUGAAUACCAUGAACAGACCUCUUUGUGCUGGGUGGGCUUUUUUUUAUUUAGUACAAAAAAAAAUGUAUGUAGAUGGAGAAAAAUGACAGAAACCUUACUAACUCAGCUCUUGCAUUUUGUGUGCGUGUUUGUACUGUGCGUGCAGCAGUAAAUUAAAGAGAACAAAGGCCGGUCAUGCCAAGGGAACGAGAGACGUGGCUGAGGUUUUCAAGAGAAGUAAAUAAAAGAAAUGCAAUUUGAUGUGGUAUUAAUAAAAGAGCACAAAGUACAAAUUCCA
Molecule: messenger RNA, 5093 nt
Organism: Sphaerodactylus townsendi
Lineage: Eukaryota; Metazoa; Chordata; Lepidosauria; Squamata; Sphaerodactylidae
Gene: RTN3
Product: reticulon 3
Exons: 9
Coding region: 136-2931 (931 amino acids)
Biological process (GO): brain development; endoplasmic reticulum tubular network formation; neuron differentiation
Cellular component (GO): neuron projection; postsynaptic density
Source: RefSeq, a predicted model, not a curated record